AUGAUUGAGCUGACUGCAGAUGGAAAACCUCCAAUACACAAGAAAGACACAGAGACUCCCCAUGCCUCUCAGAUAUAUUUUGAAUCAAUGUUCCUUGGCCAUAUCCCGGCGAAUGUUAAGAUCCAUAAAAACGUGGGCCAUAUUUAUGGGUUCAAAGGCUGUAUACGAGAUCUUCAAGUAAACAACAAAGAAUUCUUCAUCAUUGAUGAAGCACGACGUGGAAAGAACAUUGAGAACUGCCAGGUCCCUUGGUGUGCUCGUCGUCUAUGCCAAAACAAUGGCACCUGCAUCAGUGACAGUGAAAACUGGUUCUGUGAGUGUCCAAGGCUAUACUCAGGCAAGCUGUGCCAGUUUGCAAGUUGUGAAAACAACCCAUGUGGAAACGGUGCCACCUGUGUUCCAAAAUCCGGAACAGAUAUUGUCUGUCUCUGCCCAUAUGGGAGGUCCGGACCCCUCUGCACUGAUGCUAUUAAUAUCACUCAGCCCAGGUUCAGUGGUACAGAUGCCUUUGGAUACACUUCAUUCUUGGCUUAUUCACGGAUCCCAGGCAUCAGCUUUGAUUAUGAAUUCCACUUGAAGUUUCAGCUGGCAAACAACGAUUCAGCACUGCAAAAUAACUUGAUAUUUUUUACUGGACAGAAAGGCCAUGGGCUGAAUGGCGAUGACUUCCUGGCAGUGGGUCUGCUCAACGGCAGCGUGGUUUAUAGUUAUAACCUGGGCUCUGGCAUAGCAACUGUCAGGAGUGAGCCCCUCGAUCUGAGCCUUGGAAUCCACACCGUCCGACUGGGGAGGUUCUUCCAAAUGGGCUGGCUGAAGGUAGAUGAUCAUAAAAAUAAAUCCAUCAUCGCCCCAGGAAGACUGGUUGGUCUCAAUGUCUUCAGUCAAUUUUAUGUAGGUGGCUACAGCGAAUACACUCCAGACCUCUUACCAAGUGGAGCUGAUUUUAAAAAUGGUUUUCAAGGUUGUAUUUUCACUAUUCAAGUUCGUACUGAGAAGGAUGGUCGUUUCAGACACCUGGGAAAUCCUGAGGGCCAUCCGAAUGCUGGGCGCAGCACUGGCCAAUGUGAUGCUUCUCCUUGUAGUUUAAUGAAAUGUGGCAAUGGUGGGACAUGCAUAGAGAGUGGAUCUACUGUUUAUUGCAACUGUCCCACUGGGUGGAAAGGAACAUUCUGUACUGAGACAGUUUCCACCUGCGAUCCUGAACAUGACCCUCCACACCACUGUAGCCAAGGAGCAACCUGUAUUUCACUGCCUCAUGGAUACACCUGCUACUGUCCUUUAGGAACCACUGGAAUCUACUGUGAACAAGGUGACUUUUUAUGUAUCUCUUUAAUAAAUGGUUUUGUUCAACUUCGCUACAAUCUUGGUGACAAAACUAUCAUUCUAGAAACUCUCCAAAAAGUAACUAUUAAUGGAAGUACUUGGCAUGUCAUAAAAGCAGGAAGAGUUGGUGCAGAAGGCUACCUGGAUCUGGAUGGGAUAAAUGUAACAGAAAAAGCAUCCACUAAAAUGAGUUCCCUGGACACAAAUACAGACUUCUACAUUGGAGGAGUAUCAUCCUUAAAUCUUGUAAAUCCCAUGGCAAUAGCAAAUGAACCCAUAGGUUUUCAAGGUUGUGUUCGAGAAGUUAUUAUAAAUAAUCAAGAAUUACAAUUAACUGAAUUAGGAGCAAAAGGUGGUUCAAAUGUAGGUGACUGUGAUGGGACAGCCUGUGGAUACAACACGUGCAGAAAUGGGGGUGAAUGGGGUUUUGAAUAUGGUCGAAAGGUAAAUAUUGUUACUCAAGAGAUUUUUAAAAGAAAUUUUGUUGGCAAAAUUAAAGAUGUUACAUUUUUUCAAGAUAAAAAGAAAAUCGAAUUAAUUAAAUCAGAAGGAUAUAAUGUUUAUGAUGGAGAUGAACAAAAUUAG
Propithecus coquereli (Coquerel's sifaka) is the source of this 1908-nucleotide messenger RNA. It is a transcript of the gene EYS, whose product is annotated as eyes shut homolog (Drosophila). Lineage: Eukaryota; Metazoa; Chordata; Mammalia; Primates; Indriidae. The transcript is spliced from 10 exons. The record is from RefSeq and is a predicted model, not a curated record. Bases 1 to 1908 code for a protein of 635 amino acids. Gene Ontology annotation, molecular function: calcium ion binding.